UCCAUCUCACAACCCUGAGAUCAUGACCUGAGCCGAAAUCAAGAGUCAGACGCUCAACCGACUGAGCCACCCAGGCGUCCCUUGCCAUAGGUUCUUGGGGCUUCUCACCUCGCUCCGGGGACCCCAGGUCUCAUGCCAACAGGGGGCCAGUAAAGGCAGUCUCACUGCCCCUCCCCCCCAGCACCCCCAUCCACAGGCAAGUUGUCAGUCAGUGUUUGCAGGACAGAACCAUGCUUGGGCAGACUGGCAGCUCAGCCACCAGGUAGGCUGAGAAGAAAGAAAUCACUGAUUUGGGGGCACCUAGGUGGCUCAGGUCCUGAUCCCAGGGUACUGGGAUCGAGCCACGCAUGGAACCCCGCAGCAGGCUCCCUGCUCAGCAGGGAGUCUGUUUGUCCCUCUCCCUCUGCCUGCAGCACUCCCUGCUGGACCAGAGUAACCCCCCAUUAAAGCCUGGUUCCCUGAGAUGGGUCCCAGGUUAGUGAGACCGAGUUCUCUGGGUGAGAACCCGCCACCCUGAAUCAUGAAAGGUCCCAGUGAGCUCCUUCAAACAAAUGCUCAGCCCCUGGAAACAGCCUCAAAAUGGUUGCCAUGGAAAUCGCAAUAACCAAUGGGGGAAAGAGGGAUGCCAGCACCUAGGAGCCCAAACGUGCUGGCUACACUAGGGUUGGGAGAGAGAGAGAACCCGUCAGGAUGAAGAGGAGGGGGAGCAGGUUCACACUUGGCUGGAGCGGCAGACCCGUGAUCCUCAACCAGGAGAUGCCAGCAGUUGGGGGCAAUGGGGAGGAGGGGGGGACCUGUUGCUCCCAGAGAGCUUCAUCCUGGCUGGGCUCUCAGCCAGGCCCGCAGCAAACCCGGCCAAAGCAGCCAGCAGACACGAAAGCCCCCUGCGGAUUCGCCAACAGCCCGGGCGAGGGGGCAUCAGCACAGACCGCUGCGUCAGCGGGCUGGAGGCACCAUGGCCGUGAGCCUUUUGCGGGACUGGUGCCGGGGGCUGGAUGUGGACAUGCACCGGGCCCUGCUGGUCACCGGCAUCCCGGAGGGCCUAGAGCGGGCGGCCAUCGAAGCCGUCUUGCAGCCGGCCUUCCUGCCCCUGGGUGCGUUCAGGCUGUGGAACGCCAGGGCCGCGAGGGACCACAAGGCCGAGGCCGCCCUGGUGGAGUUGGUGCAGGACAUAAAUCACGCGUCCGUCCCCAGGGAGAUGCCGGGCAAGGACGGGGUCCGGAGGGUUGUGUGUCGGGACCCGGCGGAGGACCCAGGAGUCCUGAGGCAGAUGAGACGCCUGGUGCUGGAUGAGAGGCCCUGGCAGGCCGCAGGGCCCGGGGCCGCCGGGGACACGCUCCUCUCUCGGGCCUGGGAGCCCCGGGCCCAGGGCUCAGAGCCGGCCGCCAGGAGGGCUGGCCCACCUCCCAGGCGGGGCCGCCGGGCUCGCAGAAACAGAGCCAGAGGCAACAGGUGGGCCCCGAAGGGCCAGAAGACCGAGCGAGGGGGACGGCCGCCCACGUGGGCCCGGCGGGAGUCGGGCGCCUCUUCCGAGGGCAGCCUGGGCAUCGCGCUCGAGGAGCUGGACCCGGACGACCUGAGCGCCGACGAGGCGCAGAGCGCGCUGUCCGCCACGCUGCACCAGGCCGCCCAGGAGCCCAGCAAGAAGGAGUGGGCCCUGCGGAGCGGCGCGGACGCAGGCCAGGGGCCCCGCGAGUUCUUGGCCCUGGGGACGGUGACGGACAGAGCCACGCGGGAGCCGGCGGAGAAAGAGGCGCCGGGGCCCGCGGCCGUCAGCCUCGACGGCAGCGGCGAAGCGCGGAGCCGCCGCGUCCCCGACUUAGUGGCCCUGCUUGCUGUGCGAGACGCGGCCGACGAGGAGCCGGCCCACGGCGACGCUCCCGAAAGCGAGUCGCAGCCGAACGGGGAGCCGGCAGACGAGGCGCUGGACAACCCCGAGUUUGUGGCCAUUGUGGCCUCUACGGACCCGUCGGGCCCCUCGGCCCGCGAGGAGCUGCUGAAGAUCGCUUGGGUGAUCGAGUCCCCGGGCGGGAGCGCCAGGAGAGACGGCACGGAUGCCCUCCGCGAGGUCCUGGGCGUCCUGUCGCAGGACACGGGGGGAGCCCGCGUGAAGGUGGAGGAGGCGGGCCGCCAGCUGGACGCCCUGGUGCUGCGGAAGGCCACGGACGGCGGGAGCCUGCGGGAGUGCCUCUGCGCCCUGGCCGCGCCCGACCCCCCGGCCCCCGGCAAGAGGGCGCGGCGUGGCCCCCCUGGCGGCUGGGGCGACGGCGAGGGAGGCCUCCUGGAGCUCGUGGCGCUGCAGGCCGCGCGGGACAUGGCGGCGGGGGUGACGCCGGAGGCCGGGGAGCGCGCCCGGGAAGGCGGGAGGCGCGGGCGCGCCAGAGGCCAGCUGGGCGAGGUGCUGGCGCUGCUGGCUGCCCGGGAGAGCGCGGCGGCGGCCGGGGGCCCGGAGGCGGCGGCGGAGGCGGCGGCGAGCGAGGAGUCGCAGCCCGAGCCCCGGGCGUCCGGGAAGGCGCGGGCCAAGCGGGCCCGCACGGCCUCCGGGGCCCUGGGCGAGGCGGGCGAGGCGGGCGCGGCCCCCGCCCCGUCGGGCUCCCGCAGACGCCGAGGCGGAGGCGGAGGCGUAGGCCGCGGCGGGCGGGCGGUCACUCCCGAGACGCGGGCCGAGGUCCGGGCCGCGGCGCACGGGAGAAAGAAGGGGCGCGCGGGCGCGGGGGUCCACGCCCAGGCCGGCGAGGCCAGGGCUCCGCGGUCCCCCGGCUCCGAGUCGGCCAGCGGGAGGAAGGCUCGUCGCGGCGGGAGGCAGUCGCCCAAGUGCCGCUAG
Zalophus californianus (California sea lion) is the source of this 2824-nucleotide messenger RNA. RefSeq names its product paraneoplastic antigen-like protein 8B. NCBI's taxonomy places the organism in Eukaryota, Metazoa, Chordata, Mammalia, Carnivora, Otariidae. The record is from RefSeq and is a predicted model, not a curated record.